AAAGGUAAUAGAUUCUCCUAAUUUAAUGUUCAAUGCUCAUUAUCUCUAAAAGUUAUAUAAGAAACAUAAUUUCUAAGGCAGGUAUAUGACAGCGUUUACUGAGAAAAGUCCUGGGAAACUGUUAAAUACUGGUCUCAUGCCACUGCUGGACAUCCAAAGCACUAACAGCACUCUUCUCCCUGCUGCCUGCCAUGUCUGCACUGUCUCAGACCAUCGCGUUGGGGAGUACAAAGUGUCUCUAAAGAGUAUUUGGGUCGAGACAUCACUAGAGACACCCUUCCGAAUGUGGACACAUUUUUGCUUCACCUUCCAGCAUCGAUCUGGUGACUGGGUCAUCUUUGUAAAUGGAGAGUCACGUUCUGAGGGCAACAUAGGGCGUCUAUCAGGCAACAUCGACCCUGAAGGUGCCUACGUCAUUGGGCAGGAGCAGGAUCAGUUUGGGGGUGGAUUUCAAAGAGACCAGAGCUUCAGUGGAGAGAUCACCCAGCUCAACUUCUGGUCUUCAGUGCUUAGCCCAUUAACAAUCAGCAAGAUAGCACAGUGUGAAGAAGAACAAGAAGGAAAUAUCCUCAGUUGGUCCUCACAGCGCUGGAACAUAUCUGGGGAGGUGGCAUGGAAGGUGUGGCAGAAGGAAGACAUAUGCAGCCGCCAGCGUCGUAGAGUCACAUUCUUCCCUGACAGAUUUUCCCUCAAAGCCUCUCUCCAUUUGUGUAAGGUAGUGGGAGGCAGAGUGAUGGUGCCACUGGAUAACCAAGAAAACAUGAGACUUUACGAAAGGUCUCAAGGAAGAGCCAUUUACUGUUCCAAGGGGCAGGGGUCCUCAUACCUGUGGAUGGGUGCCACAGACUCUCAGCAGGAGAGGCUCUGGGAAUACUGGGAGACAAGUGAACCUGUCUCAUGGGAGGGGCCAUGGCGAGGCUCAGGACCUAAUGGUGGCACAGCAGAGAACUGCUUGGUUAUGCUAAGUGGCACUUUCCCCUCACAGUGGUCUGAUAUUGCUUGUCUUGACUCCUAUGAGUUUUGUGUCCCUUGUGAGUUCCCACAGCUGUCUACCCUCUAUUUAAAGGGACCAGCUGUCUGCCCCAACUCCCCCUUCAAUCAGGAGUAUGUGCUGGGGAAUGAAGAGGGAGGCCGUCCUGCACUUCAUGGCUUCUUCCACUCCGACAUAUAUUGGGACACAGCCAACAAGUCUUGGGCCAUACGCUCCCGCAAGGUGGAAGGAGCAACUGCACUAUGGCAGCCCCUGCGGGAGGGCAAUUAUCCUUUUGGGACCAAGACAUGGAAGCUGGCUGGAGAAGUGUGCAACAUGCUGCCCGGCACAUUGGUCAACCUUACGCUUUCUAUCUGUCGCAGUGACCAAUUCACUUGUUCUGAUGGCACCUGUAUUCCUCUUGGGAACCGGUGUGAUCUGCGCAUCGACUGUGGAGACCAGAGUGAUGAAGCGCAGUGCUCUGUCGUUCAGCUGCCAAAAGGUUAUCGCAACACCAUUCCUCCCCCACCCACCAAAGAAGGCAGCCCACUUCAGAUCCUGUUCUAUAUUAACAUCAUCGCUUUCCCAUCCAUUGUGACACAAGACUUAACAUAUGUCUCAACAAUGUCCCUCAGUCUGCGAUGGAAAGAUGUCCGUCUCAGUUAUCUCAACCUGAAAGAUGACCGCACCCUCAACCUACUCUUUGGAGAGGCCGUAGAGAGCAUCUGGACGCCAAGGGUGUUCUUCAGUAAUGCUCAGGGUAAUAUCUUCACCAAUCUUGACCAGGGGGCACGAGUGGAAGUAGUGCGUCAAGGCAGCUCUCAGCCAGCUCCUCCUCACCUCACCCAUGAAAUGAAUAUCUUCUCUGGCCUUGAAAACAGUUUGGAAACAAGUCAGCUCUACACCCUCACCUACACCUGUGACUUUAACCUCAUCAUGUUCCCCUUCGAUGCUCAGGUGUGUUUCCUACGCUUCACACUGGUGUCAGCAGCAGCAACCUACAUGCAGCUGGUGCCUGCUGCUGCCAAUUACUCAGGGCCACCAGCACUUAUUGAGUACACCAUUGGUCGACUGGACAUGGAAAGAGUCUCUGAUGGGGAGUUUUCAACAGUGCAAGUGAACGUGAGAUUUAUUAGGCGAUAUGGCUUCUACCUCCUCACCCUCUACAUCCCCACCACCCUCCUAAUGGUCAUUGCCUAUGCAACUUUCUUCUUCAAGAUCGAUGAUUUCAACUCCCGCAUUGUGGUGGCACUGACAGCCCUGCUUGUCCUUGCCUCACUCUUCACCCAGGUAAUCAGCAAGGAUGCAGAGGCACAAGAGAUCCCCACCUUUGCUCCAACCACUCCAGAGAAGAAAAAUAACAUGACCAUAAUGAUAUUUAGCCGCAUCCUCGUUCCUAUAAUUUUCCUCAUCUUUAAUCUCGCCUACUGGGGUUCAGCCCUCACGCACCUGGCCAAGCUAGAUACAUGAGCAUAAGCACCAAGAGGAAAAAGUAAUAGUGAACAGAACAUAAAAACAUAAGAACAUAAGAAAUAAGGGAAGCUGCAAGAAGUGACCAGGCUUACACAUGGCAGUCCCUGUGUGAAACAUACCUAUUUCCAUCUAUUAUCCCCAUCCAUAAACCUGUCUAAUCUUCUCUUAAAGCUCUCUAAUGUUCUAGCACUAACAACAUGAUUACUGAGUCCAUUCCACUCAUCUACCACUCUAUUUGAGAACCAAUUUUUUUCUUAUCUCCUUCCUAAACCUAAAUUUUUCAAGCUUGAACCUGUUAUUUCUUGUUCUAUCCUGAUUGCUGAUCCUAAGAAUUUUGCUUACAUCCCCCUUGUUAUAACCCUUAUACCACUUAAAGACUUCUAUCAGGUCCCCUCUUAACCUACAUCUCUCUAAAGAACGUAAAUUUAAAAACUUCAAUCUCGCCUCGUAAGGAAUACUCCUCAUCCCCUGUAUCCUUUUAGUCAUUCUCCUCUGUACUGAUUCUAAUAGACCUAUAUCUUUCCUGUAAUGUGGGGACCAGAACUGCACAGCAUAGUCUGGAUGAGGUCUGACUAGCGCCAAGUAUAACUUCAAUAUUACUUCCGGCCCUCUACUUUUAACACUCCUAAAAAUGAAUCCUAGUACCCUAUUUGCCCUGUUUGUGGCCUCUAUGCAUUGUUUUCCUAGACGGAGUUCAGAGCUAAUUAAAACUCCUAAAUCUUUCUUGUACCCUGUACCUACCAGAGUUUGGUUGUUUAAUGUGUACCUACUGUGUGAGUUUCCUCUACCUACGCUAAGUACUUUGCAUUUAUUGAUAUUAAAUUGCAUUUGCCAU
Molecule: messenger RNA, 3278 nt
Organism: Scylla paramamosain (green mud crab)
Lineage: Eukaryota; Metazoa; Arthropoda; Malacostraca; Decapoda; Portunidae
Exons: 10
Coding region: 86-2440 (784 amino acids)
Biological process (GO): regulation of membrane potential; chloride transmembrane transport; signal transduction
Cellular component (GO): neuron projection; synapse; plasma membrane
Molecular function (GO): chloride channel activity; transmitter-gated monoatomic ion channel activity involved in regulation of postsynaptic membrane potential; transmembrane signaling receptor activity
Source: RefSeq, a predicted model, not a curated record